AUGUAUUAUCGUCAACUAUGCACUAAAGGUAGUGGUGAAACAUACAUUCGUUUCGAAGCUUAUCAAUUAAUUGAGCCCCUAGUAGGUUUAUUGAGAGAUCCAUUAACGAUGUGUGAGUGGUCAGAUGAUUCGAUUAAAUUAAUAUCAAAAGAAAUAUACGUGACCGGUGAUGUAAGCCUCUACUCAAAACGACAUCUGUUACUGAUGCCUGCGGCUCCAUAUGUAUUAUUCAAUGAAAGAAACAAUAAUAAUGAUCAAUUACCGCAAUUAAUCGAGCCAUGGCCCUACAGAUGGAGCAGAAAUGAUACCUCUGAGAUUAAAAAUUGUAGGUAUAUACCAUUAAAAUAUAAUCUUUCUUAAAGAAUAAUUGUGUUCUUGCACUGUAUUCUUAUUCAGCAGUUUGGAACAGACUUUAUCGUUGGAUCAUAUAUUUUGAGUAUCUUUUAUCGACAUCAUUGUUUUGCUCUAAAAGAAUUCUUUCUAUGAUAAUGUUUGC
Messenger RNA from Didymodactylos carnosus, 496 nucleotides. The record is from the annotation of a GenBank genome assembly. Lineage: Eukaryota; Metazoa; Rotifera; Eurotatoria; Philodinida; Philodinidae.